GAGAGGCGACCACCAUGGGCCCUCGGAGUCGAGUCAGGGUGGCCAAAUGCCAGAUGCUGGUCACCUGCCUCUUUGUCCUGCUGCUGGGCCUCCUGGCGGCCACCAUGGCGGCUCUCACCUACUUCGGGGCCCACUUCGCCGUCUUCAGCCGUGUGUCCCCGGAGGGCUCCUCCUACCCGGCCCUGCACCGAGGGGCCUUCUUCGCAGGGAUCAGCCUGGCCGGGAUCCUCACCCUGGGGGCCGUGCUCAGUGCCGAGAAUGGGGGGAAGGGAGGGGGAGGAAGGAGGAGGCACCCUCCAGGCCGCCUGAGACUCAGGCUUGCAGACUCCGGGGCAGGCGGAGGGCAGGGAAGAAGGGGGGCGUCUACAUGGGGCAGAGUGGGGCCCUGCGCCCACGCUAGAGUUUGGGGGCUGGGCUUCCUGUGCUUCGCCCUGGUCUUCUGUGCCCUGGUGCAGGGCGCCUUCUGGAGGCUCCGCAACCCCACCCAGGUGGAGGAUGCCCUGCUGGACACCUACGAUCUGGUGUAUGACCAGGCGUUCCUGUGCUGUGGGAAGACCUCUCCUUCCGGCCUCCUGGGCAGCGCGGAGGCCGAGCUGUGCCGCGGACAGGAGGCGGCCACACAGGUGAGGGGGAGCCCCAUGCGGGAGACCAGGGCCUCUGCACCCCUUAGCCUCCCCCAGACCCUGGGGACCGGCCCCCUGCUGGGCUCGGGGAGGGCUCUCCCAGCUGGCAGGCUCCCCGGGGCCAGGCGCAGCGCCAGGCGCCAGACCCCGCCCUCAGAAGCCUCCAGAGGCGCGGGGGUUGGAGGUGAUGGGGCUGAGGGUGCAGAGCAGAGGCGGUCAGCCUGCAGGGGGGGAGCCCAGGAGCCCCGAGGGGCCAGGGGCACCCACAGCGUCCAGCCCAAGGACCCCUACUUUGUCCUGGUCACGGCACCGCUUUGCGACUGA
Molecule: messenger RNA, 947 nt
Organism: Myotis brandtii (Brandt's bat)
Lineage: Eukaryota; Metazoa; Chordata; Mammalia; Chiroptera; Vespertilionidae
Gene: TSPAN32
Product: tetraspanin 32
Exons: 10
Coding region: 15-947 (310 amino acids)
Source: RefSeq, a predicted model, not a curated record